AUGAAAAAUAGACACACACCUUGCACUGAAUGUAGAAAGCAACGUCGUAAAUGCAUACAGAUCAGUCCAGAUCAACCCUGUUCGAGAUGUCAAAAAUUGGAUAAAGUAUGCGCAAGACCAGAGAGUUGCGCACUAGAUCCAAACAAUGAAGUUGAAUGCCUAAAUCAGCAGGUAAACGAGCUAAAUCAAGCAAUUCAGAGGAUGGAGCAUGAAUUAAAGGCACUGGAAACAAAAACUCCUUCAUACAUCAAAAACGACACAGUGACCUUACCACGAUCUACAAUCGAGAACCUGUUCUAUAACUGGAAAGUCAAAAUCAAUAAUGGAUAUUUCACUAUUGAUACAGGCAUAAAGUACAUUAGUGACCUAUUACCACACCACACAUCAAUUGAAUAUCUAUCACCCAUGACCAGCUACAGUAGCAGCUCAAGUGAAGACAGUUGGUCUGACGGAGGCAAUAUUCUGAUAAGAUUCAAAUCACAAGAGUAUGGAGGCUUUUAUGGAUUAACAGGGAAAAUGUUGACGAAAUGGAUAAAGAAGAGGAUGCUUGGCCAACAAGCAUUGUUAAUCAAUCACAUCCCAUGUGGCUCACGUAUACUGCUUGAUAAACUUGUUGACAUAUAUUUCAAUUGCCAUAACGUCUACUGCGGAUGGCUGCAUGAAUCAUCAUUCAGGAAACGAUACAGCCAGUUGAAGGAGCCUCUAGAUGACUUGAUCUGUGCUUCUUUAUGCUGUUAUGUUUGCGCAACGCCCUGCGAUCAUCUCGACUUUAAUGCCUAUCAGCGAAGGGAUAUGUGCGACUACUUUUAUCUAAAGGCUAAAGAGAAGUUGCUCGAUCAGUUUGACGAUCCUGAUAAACGGUUAGAAAAUGUGAUUGCGAUCAAUAUGCUAUUUUCGUAUAUGCAUAUGACAUUGAAGUUAAUAGAAUAUGACGCUUACGUGACCAUGGGCUAUCAGAUCUGCCUUGAUCUGCGGUCCGAGUACGAAGCAGCCAAGAUUCAAACCGGUAUUGACUAUGCUCUCUUUGCCCGUCAUUUUUCAGUAGCUUACUGUCUUCGCAUGACACUCGAUUGUGUUGUCAACAAGCCGAUCACCCGACAGCCUAUCCCCUUUCCAGUUAUGAAUACGCUUCCAGACGAGCUUGAAGAAACAAAGGAUUUCAUUCGCGUCAUGGCGUGGGUAAAUAAUUUAUAUGAAGAACCAUUUGUAGAUAUGCUGAUGGAACAAAUACAUCUUAUUUUAAUCGGGAGUACAUGCACCAUGAGCUUUGAAACUGUCGCCAGAAUGGACCAGUUUUUGUUCGAUUUUGGAAAAAAUAUUCCUAGUGAGUGGCGAUUAUGCGAUAAUGUCUUUGAUGAAGCAAAGUGUAAAAAGGCUUUAGAUCAAACAACAAAUCCUAUUGCUAUUCAUGCCUUUCUGCAUUUUGCAGUGCUCAUUGUCAUACUAUACGUUACAAUUUUGCAACCAGUACCUGUGAAUGAUGAGAACGAUUUUCUAUUACAACAUAUUCAACGGAAUGCUCUAGAAAAGUCGCUAAAAAUGUCACGGCUACUGAUUUAUGGGAUCCAAAGACUGUUUAAAUUCAAGACAUUAUCACAUUGUCAUGUCAAGUUAACCUCAAUGAUCAUCGUACUUUAUUUAGUUGACCCUAUCGUCCUACAGUGCUCUUCUCCUAUCAAGAGCAGUGUUUUAGAGGCGCGGAAGAUGUUUCAAAAAUGUCUUGACAUUAUCUGUAACUUUCGUGGAAUUCAACUCGAAGAUACUCCUCCUCAGUUGUUGGCUGAGAAAAAAGACAUUAAAGACUUUAUUCACAAUGGAAAUGUGGAUAUUGACUACUACGACCGCUUUCCAGACCCUUGGUGUGCAUUACUGCAUGAUGUAUCUCAAUUUUUCUUAAGGUAA
Molecule: messenger RNA, 1902 nt
Organism: Rhizopus microsporus ATCC 52813
Lineage: Eukaryota; Fungi; Mucoromycota; Mucoromycetes; Mucorales; Rhizopodaceae
Exons: 4
Coding region: 1-1902 (633 amino acids)
Biological process (GO): regulation of DNA-templated transcription
Molecular function (GO): zinc ion binding; DNA-binding transcription factor activity, RNA polymerase II-specific
Source: RefSeq, a predicted model, not a curated record